AUGUUGAUGGCUGCUGCUAGCAUAAGAUGUAGCCGAAGUGAGUCAACAGGUGAGCGCCGGGAAGAUGGGACCAAACAACAUAAGCACAAGCCGUGGAGUCAAGGUCAGCCGGGCAUCGGGCUGGAAGAAAAGGGGACUGAGACCGCGCUGUCCCCGGGCAAAGAGGUUGAUGCAGAUGCCUCCUCUUCAUCAAGUCGCAGCAUCAGACAAGCUCCCAAUCAGCGCAGGCACAGCACCACGAGGAGGCUCAUUGGGCCCAACGUGUGUGGAGGUCACCAGUGCUGCUCAGGCUGGGCCGUGGCUCCAGGAACCAAUCGCUGCAUUAAACCUGACUGUCAGCCCCCAUGCCAGAACCGUGGCUCCUGCAGCCGGCCUCAUACCUGCGUGUGCCGCUCAGGCUUCCAGGGGCCACGCUGUGAGGAGGCGGCCCCGGAGCAGGUGUACAUCCACGACGGAGGGAUCCUGAGGCGAGUGCAGCCCGGGACCAAUCCAUUCUACCGAGAGAAACCACAGAGACGGCUCAGUGAUAGUAGCAGGAGCCAGACCCCUCGGCCAACCACCACCAGGCAGCCUUCACACUCCACGACUCAGGUAAGAAGAGGACCCCCCGAGUCAUCCCCGCAGCAAACUGGGACAUCCCGCACAGUAAAGCGUUACCCAUCAUCCUCUGGGCCUAUUACUUCCAAUGCACUCCCCAACACCAAUGGUUACUCCAUCAACUGGAAUAGUCAUGGUCGAGUAUACAGGCCUCCUACUAAUGGCCCGAAGCAUGGACAACACAACAAUGCAGUGUUACCAGCUGGGGCCAACCUCACUUCCAACCUGGACCGCAUUAAAAUCAUCUUUACUCCCAUGCUCUGCCGGCGGGUCUGCAGCAGUGGACGCUGCUACAACAGCUGUGAGAAGGGAGACACAACCACUGUUUACAGUGAGACUCCACAACAGCAAGCGCAGCAGCCCAAGAACCAGGGCUUCAGACUCUUCUUCUGUCAGAUCCCUUGUCAAAACGGUGGCCGCUGUAUUGGUAGAGAUCACUGCUGGUGUCCGUCAAAUUCAACAGGAAAGUUCUGCCACCUCCCUCCUCCUCGACCCAGCCUCCCCAACACAAAGAACGGCAGCCAGCAUGGGCCCUCAUCCUCCAUGUACACUCUUCCCCUCUCCAACCAACAAGCAUCUCUCCAUCCUUCCAUAGUGAAUGUCCACAUCCAGCACCCUCCUGAGGCUGAAGUGCAGGUGCACCAGGUGGCCCGUGUCCAGCCUGGGCAUAGGCCCCCCAUUGCAGAAGGGGCUCACUCAGUGCAGCAGCGCUCACAACCUGGCAAGGCACACGACUCCUCCAUUGAUCACAUAGAUAGGCACCAUCACAGCCAUGACCACACCACCCACCAACCACAGCCUCGGCCUAGUCCCAGCGGAGUCGGGAGGUGCUUCCAGGAGACAGUGGAUGGACAGUGCAGUAAGCCCCUGCCAGGCCUUACAAAACAGGAUGAUUGCUGUGGAAGUGUGGGAGCCUCCUGGGGUCUCAACAAGUGCCAAAAGUGUCCAGCUAAACCAGCAUAUGCAGUGAUUGCCAACGGUCAAGUGGAAUGUUCCAAAGGUUAUAAAAGACUCAAUCUCACACACUGUCAUGACAUAAACGAAUGCAUGCUUCCUGGGAUCUGCAAGAACGCAGAUUGUCUCAACACCAAAGGGAGCUACAGGUGCACAUGUAAACCAGGAUUCAUGCUGGACCCGGCCCGGAGCCAUUGUAUCUCUGACAAGGCCGUGUCCGACCUGAAGGGCCUGUGCUAUAGGUCGCUGUCCUCGGCCACGUGUUCUCUGCCUCUGUCACAGCACAUCACAAAGCAGAUCUGCUGCUGCAGCCGAGUGGGAAAGGCUUGGGGACACGGCUGCGAGCGCUGUCCCCUGCCCGGAUCAGACCACUUCAAGGAGAUCUGUCCAGUGGGUCACGGAUACACGUACUCUCGCUCUGAUGUGCAGCUCUCUGUCCGGCAGCUCGACGAUGACCAGCUGCAGAAUACAGGGCUGUCCUGGGAGGAGGAAAGCCCCAAUCACCCCCAGAUCCCCUCCCUGCCUCGCCAUUACCCCAGUCACCCACACACUCCGCAGAGACCACAGCAUCCGGUGUACCCCCUGACACCACAGGCACCACGGCAGCCGGCCACGCCACACCUGCCCUACCCACCCUCUGUGGACAAGGGCACUCCCAAACAGACUGAGGAUGUGGAAACUCUGAUCCCGCCAGCUGUUGUGACCGACUCACCGCUAAAAUAUCCAGACUCAACAAUCAACAUCCAGAGGCCCGAUUCAAAGGACAGAAGUGACUCAGAUGUUGACAAGUGUGCCACCACCCCUAACAUCUGUGGUCAUGGGAAGUGUAUCUCUGUGCAAACUGGAUACACCUGUGACUGCAACCCAGGCUUUAAGCUCAGUGCUCUGCAGACCAACUGUAUUGAUGUGAAUGAAUGUGACGAAGACCCAUGUGAAGGAAAAGGCCGCUGCAUCAACAGCUUUGGCUCCUUCACCUGCCACUGCUACAGCGGCUACAGCCAGGUGAUCACCCAGAACAGGAAGUACUGUCAAGACAUUAAUGAGUGCAACGUGCCCAAUAAGUGUCAAAAUGGCAAAUGUGUGAACAGCGAAGGAUCUUACACCUGUGAAUGCAACACUGGAUAUGCCAGGUCCUGGAGAGGCCAUUGUGAAGAUGUGGACGAAUGCCGAGACCCCAGCUCCUGUCCUCAAGGUGUAUGUGUCAACACGCAGGGCUCCUUCCUGUGCCAGGGCUGCGGCCCGGGGCUCAGGCCGCUCCGUGACAGAUGUGUGGAUGUGAACGAGUGCUUGAACCUAACUGUCUGCAGUAAUGGAAGGUGUGUCAACACUGAGGGCUCCUAUAGGUGCAACUGUUUCCAAGGAUUCAAACUGUCAUCAGACAACACCUGCCAAGAUGUGGACGAGUGUGUGCGUCCAGGAGUGUGUCUCUAUGGACGCUGCUCCAAUCUCAAUGGAUCCUUCAAGUGCAGCUGUAACCAUGGCUACAAAGUCAAAUCUGACACUAAAGCCUGUGAAGACGUGAACGAGUGUGCAGCUGGUGACGUGUGCCCCGCAGGCCUCUGCCUCAACACAAUGGGCUCCUUCACUUGUCAACAGUGCAGACCUGGCUUUGGACCCUCUGUGGACGGACUCAGAUGUGAAGAUGUGGAUGAAUGUGCGCAGGGAGAUGUGUGUCAGGGAGGAAUCUGUGCAAACACAGAGGGCUCUUACACCUGCACCAGGUGUAAAGCUGGAUAUAGGAUUUCCUCAGACCGCAGGAGAUGUGAAGAUAUCGAUGAGUGCCAGUCACUGUCGACCUGUGCCAAUGGGAUCUGCCUGAACACGGAGGGCUCCUACACCUGCGAGAACUGCCCCUCAGGCUACACCGUCUCAUAUGAUGGAGAGCUGUGUGAAGAUAUUGAUGAGUGCAGACUUCCCCUCUCAUGCCCACAGGGAACAUGUACCAACACUGACGGCUCUUUCAUCUGUCUUGCCUGUCAGCCUGGAUUCAAAAUCUCCGAUGAUGGUGCACAGUGUGAUGAUGUAGAUGAAUGCCUGGAGGGUAAUGUGUGCCCAGGACAGGAGUGCCUCAAUAGUCCAGGAGGAUACUUUUGCAGAAGCUGUGGAGUCGGUCUACAGCUGUCCACUGACGGUCAAAUGUGUGAAGACAUCAACGAGUGCCUGACCCCCGGAGUUUGUCCCAUGGGCGUUUGCACCAACACAGAGGGCUCGUUCUCUUGUAUGACAUGUGACCCGGGCUACUCCGCUUCAGCCAAUGGAUUCUCCUGUGAAGAUGUGAACGAAUGUGACGAUCCUCAGACCUGCAGAGGCGGCCUUUGUACAAACACCGCUGGUUCUUUCAGCUGCUCCUGUCCCAGCGGCUUGGAGCUGGUGUACGGGACGCUAUGCCAAGAUAUCGACGAGUGCACACGGGCGGCUGGGCUGUGUGGAGAGGGACGCUGUGAGAACACGCCCGGCUCCUACAUCUGCCUCUGUCCUGAUGGAUAUACCACCAUGGAAGGCAGACGCGGCUGCCAGGAUGUGGACGAGUGCAGUAAGGACGUGUGUAUGCGGGGCCAGUGCGUCAACACCGAUGGGUCGUAUUUGUGUUUGUGCAAAGCAGGGUUCAAGUUCAACUCUGAGACGGCUGAUUGUGAUGAUCAGAACGAGUGCAUAGAGUUUGGAAGUUCCCCUUGUGGUACUUGGCGCUGUGAGAACACCAUCGGGUCGUACCGUUGCUUCCAAGGCUGUCAGCCUGGUGUCAACAGGGACGACGCCACAGACUGUGAUAUCGAUGAGUGCCUCAACAAAACCAUUUGUGGGAACAACGGCAUGUGCGAGAAUACUGACGGCUCGUUCCGCUGUCGGUGCGACCAGGGCUACACCAACGCUCCUGAAGACAUGAGCCGCUGUGUGGACGUGAACGAGUGUGAGAUGAGCGAGGCGUUGUGUGGGGAGGCCCUCUGUGAGAACCACGAUGGCAGCUUCCUGUGCUUCUGCCCCAGCGCCAAUGAGGAAUUUGAUCCCAUAACCAGCCAGUGCCGGCCCGUCGAUGAUAUAAUGGCCAAACCCCCCAUUCUUCUUACUCCUGUUUCCGACUCUGAAGAGAGGAAGGAGUGCUACUACAAUCUAAACGAUGCCAACUUCUGUGAAAACGUCUUGUCCCGAAAUGUGACCAAGCAGGAGUGCUGCUGCACCGUGGGAGCAGGCUGGGGGGACAACUGUGAGAUACACGCCUGCCCAGUCCCAGGGAGAGAGGACUACAACCAGCUGUGUCCUCAUGGCGGUGGACUGUUGUCUGUCCCAGCUUCCAGCAUACAAGCCUUGGGAGACCGGCGCUCUUAUAUAGAUGCCAACGAAUGUAAACUGUUUGGACCAGACAUCUGUAAAAACGGACAGUGCUCCAAUCUCUUUUCCACCUAUACCUGCUACUGCCGCUCGGGCUUCUACUACGAUAACAUCCGGCUCGAGUGUGUGGAUUAUGACGAGUGUGAGCUGGGUAAUGCGUGUAUGGACGGAGUAUGUGUCAACACUGCCGGGUCUUUCAAUUGUUUCUGUAGCCCUCCAUUAGUGCUCGACAACACGCGGCGCCGCUGUAUCGGCCUCAACACUACAGAAAUAGCGGAGCCUGAGCAUGACGUGCACAUGGAUAUCUGCUGGCAGCGCUUGGAAGAGGAUAGCGUGUGUUCGGAGCCUCUCAAAGGACAGAGGACCACAUACACAGAGUGCUGCUGCUUGUAUGGAGUGGCCUGGAGCUUACAGUGUGCCUUCUGCCCCAGGAAAGACUCCGAGGACUAUGCCAUAAUGUGCAACCUGGCGAGGAGAGGGGGCACGGACAGCCUGAGGGAGCGGCCGGGGUAUGAAUACGGAGUGGAGGGAGCGGACGAUGGGACAGAGCCCUUUGCACAGCCAUACUGGGACAACUACGGCACCCCAGCGGGCCCAUACCAAGUUCCUGAAGGAGUUCCUCUCUUCAACGACAACGACUACAGCGUGAGACAGCCUCCGGUCCGGGUACCAGUGCUGCGGCCCAGAGAGCAGCUGCCAAGACCGGUUGAGUUUGCUGAGCGGUAUGAAGGUUUCGAGGGACUGCGAGCCGAGGAAUGUGGCGUCUUAAACGGCUGUGAGAACGGUCGCUGUGUCCGCGUGAGAGAGGGCUACACCUGCGACUGCUUCGAUGGUUAUGAACUGGACUUGAACAAAAUGGCGUGCAUUGAUAUCAACGAGUGCGAGGACAUCAGCGACAAGGUUCCUCUGUGCCAGAACGGACUGUGUUCCAACACCGAGGGCUCCUACAAGUGCACCUGUCUGCCUGGGUUUGUGGCCUCGGACCAGCCUCACAAAUGCAUCCCUGCCCUCCGUCAGAGAACCAGCGGGACAGAAAAGAGGAAAGAGUCUGAUUCGGUCAGGCUACGACGCAAGCACUUGGACUACGAAGCCCAGAAUGCUCCUCGCGUCGCUGUCCUCUCCUGUCUUCUCCAUGGUCACACUCACGCUGCUGCCCUGUUGCUAAUGCAGCAUCAAAGCAACCCUCGUGGCUGGAGGAGGACCUGA
Knipowitschia caucasica is the source of this 6084-nucleotide messenger RNA. NCBI's taxonomy places the organism in Eukaryota, Metazoa, Chordata, Actinopteri, Gobiiformes, Gobiidae. The record is from the annotation of a GenBank genome assembly.